Molecule: messenger RNA, 495 nt
Organism: Phragmites australis (common reed)
Lineage: Eukaryota; Viridiplantae; Streptophyta; Magnoliopsida; Poales; Poaceae
Exons: 2
Coding region: 1-495 (164 amino acids)
Source: RefSeq, a predicted model, not a curated record
AUGGUGGAUGCUUCCGAGUUCCAUAGCAUUGUCGGCUGCCUGUGCUACCUCAUGAACACGAGGCUGGAUAUUGCCUACGCGGUGGGCAUAGUUAGCCGGUGCAUGGAGAAGCCAACAACACAACACAUGUCAACAGCCAAGCAUCUCCUUUGGUACGUAAGUGGCAUGAUUUCAUUCGGGUGCCAGUACAAGAUGCAGGAGACUCGGAUCCAAACUCUCAUCGACUACAUCGACAUUGACUUGGCUAGAGACACGGAUGAUCAAAAGAGCACCACCAUCAUGGCGUUCUUCUUUGGCUUGAGCUUGAUCAUUUGGGCAUUACAGAUGCAAAAGAUCAUGGUGCUAUCAUCAUGUGAGGCUAAGAUGGACGUCGACCAUGUCGGCACUAGGGAGCAGCUAGCUAAUGUGCUCACAAAAUCUCCCGGCCGCUUCAAUUUCAUCAAGCUCAGGGAGAAGAUGGGCGUGACUAAGGAGAGAGUGGUGCACCAUGGUUAG